AAGUCAAAAUUGUAUUCCUCUACAUAACUUUGUAAAAGUAAAAAUCAUAAAUUUUUAAAACCUUCUACUUGCAAAAAGACCAGUUAGAUGAUCACGUUUCAAAAUCGCGAUUUGAAUAAAUGGAAGGGGGGCCGUUGAGACACAAUAUUUUUAAUUCAAAACCCGAAUGCAAUGGAACAUUAAUUUUCUGAAUAAUUUUAAUUUUCUGUUAACUGAAUCAAGCGCAAGAUGAAAUUUUUCAGCAAUACAGUUGCCAUCGCUUUCUUCGUGAUGGCAACAUUUAUAGAGGAGAGUGCUUCACAAGGAUAUUACAACCAGAACUAUAUUACUUCAAGAGACAUAGGUGCAUGGAUAGUUUACCUCAUUUCCAGCUGUAUUCCUCUCGGAAUUAUCAUUUAUCUGAUCUGCUGCUGCUGUAAUCCAAAUUGUCGCCCAGAUUGGUGCGGAAAUAGGAUUAUGCCGGGCCGAGUUGUUUGUCAUUUUAGGUCACCACUUGUUGCAAAUGGUAAUAAUAAUUUCUGUAAGAUUAAAACUUCCUAGCGUCAAGUAUUUGAUGUUUGUUUUUAGCACGAGGUUGACAAUUUUUUUGCCAUGGUUAUUACCAUUAGCCGACAAAUUGUAACCAAAUGUGGUAAUAGUGACCCCACAAAGUAGUGAUGCCCUAGCAGAUUAUUUAUGUACAUACAUGUAGUGUAAAGGAUUAACAUACUUACU
Molecule: messenger RNA, 714 nt
Organism: Folsomia candida
Lineage: Eukaryota; Metazoa; Arthropoda; Collembola; Entomobryomorpha; Isotomidae
Exons: 3
Coding region: 229-540 (103 amino acids)
Source: RefSeq, a predicted model, not a curated record